GACAUGAGGAGAAGGGCUGAGACGCGGAGGAGCUCUCCUGCGUGAAGCAUGUUCGGGGGGAGGGAGGGGGCUGCAGGUUGACCUUCCCAUUCCCUAACUCCCCCUCUGCCCAUCGCUAGCCCAUGGGUGCCCCCCUCCGCCCCCUGCCCGCCCCUAGUCCAUGGGUGCCCCCCCCCGCCCUCUCCUCCUCCCGCAACUCCAGCGCCGAGGAAGCCGAGCCGGAGGCAGUGCUGAGCCGGAUAUGCAGCGACUCCCCGCAUCCCUCCUUGGCAGAGCGCGGUGACGCCGCGGCAGCCACCACGGAGAGGACACAGGACCCCCCGCUGGGCCCGCCAUGCCCCUUUGAGGGGGUGGCUUGGACCCCGAGACCACCCCAGGGUCCCCCCCAGGGCUGCUUCGCCUGCAUCGCCAAGCCCCCAGCUCUCCGGCAAGCUUCGCCCGUCCUGUCUCCUUCUUCUGCUGUUUAUCUCAUGGAGAGCAAGAGCUGCAAAGGGGACAGCCUGCGACCGGCGGUCCCAUGCAAGCACUCGGUGGAGAAGAAGACGAUGACCAACCCUACCACCGUCAUCGAAAUCUACCCCGACACCACCGAGGUGAACGACUACUAUCUCUGGUCCAUCUUCAACUUUGUAUACCUCAACUUCUGCUGCCUUGGCUUCAUCGCCUUGGCCUAUUCAUUGAAAGUCCGGGAUAAGAAACUCCUCAAUGACUUAAAUGGAGCAGUUGAAGAUGCCAAGACAGCCCGGCUUUUUAACAUCACCAGCUCAGCCCUUGCCACCUUCUGUAUCAUCCUUAUCUUCAUCUUCCUGCGAUACCCUCUCACUGACUACUAGAGUGAGGCCAACAGCAGCGGCCGUCGCCAAAAUGCCUCUAUGCCAGAAGUGUCUGCAGUUGUUUCUUGUAGCAAGGACAUGCAAAAAAACCUACUACACCUUGAUUGCAAAAAAGAAAGAAAAAAAAGUACAUAAAUAAAAGUUAUAUUAGUUUAUUAACCCAGCUGAGCAUACCCUUCCUGCCCUAAAAUGGUACGUGAACUGCUAUAGGAAAGGGUUUCACUCUUGCACAUGUACAGGGACAAAAAUAGACCAAGAAAUAUUUAUUUUAUGGCCAACAAGCUGUAUGAAAAGAGUGUGUGGAAAGCCCAGAGCAACACACGCCUAGUGGCAGACAGCUGAGCUCUGUGACCAGGGGGAUCCUAUGAAGCUGGAAACACAUGCAGUGAUGGAUGGGGACCAAGGCAGGGCUGUCUCAUAACAUAUCAGGUGUGUUCAGACCUCCCCACCAUCCCCCAGCUUAAGGGGAUUUCUUUUCCUUUUAUUCUCUUGAAUUUCAUCCACUGGUUCAAACAACUCCCAACCCCUGGAGAGCUGAGGGUGUCAGGAAAUUCAUGCUGGGGAGCCCCAAAGCCUCUAGAGAAGCCCCAAAGUGUUAAAGGGCAGGUUUCUCCUUGGGAUCUCCCAGCAGUGCUGAGAAGGAGGGCACCUCCUGGAGAACUCACCUAAGCCACCUAAGUGGAGUGCUACUGUAUUUCUGUGAACAGUCAAUAAAGAGAUACCUCUGAUAUGUGA
Neopelma chrysocephalum (saffron-crested tyrant-manakin) is the source of this 1568-nucleotide messenger RNA. It is a transcript of the gene IFITM10, whose product is annotated as interferon induced transmembrane protein 10. The coding region runs from base 123 to 833 and encodes 236 amino acids. The record is from RefSeq and is a predicted model, not a curated record. NCBI's taxonomy places the organism in Eukaryota, Metazoa, Chordata, Aves, Passeriformes, Pipridae. The transcript has 3 exons. Gene Ontology annotation, cellular component: plasma membrane.